AUCGUUUAUUAUCACCUAUUCGUGACAAUAUUCGUCAAAUGACAGAUAAUGGAUUAACAGCUGUACAAAUUAAAAAGGUAAUGAAAGUAUUACAUCCAGAUCUUUUCAUUGAUUCAAAAAUCAAAAGCGCUGUUGAAUAUAAACAACAACAAAAUCGUUGUCGUAUAAAAUUCAUUGAAGAAUUAUAUUCGUGGUGUUCUCAACGCAAUACAUAUCCAUCAGUUGAUAAAACACAUGACGUUUUCGUACCAUAUUUUGAAGCUGUGGAUGUAAAUAAUACAUUUAUUUGUUUAACUACACGUCAAUUACUUUCAACAUGUAAAUAUUCCUCUGUAUUAUAUAUUGGUUGUACAUAUAAAGUCACAGCUAACGAGUUACCAUUAUUAGUCUUUGGUACAUCAGAUUUCAAUCGUCGAUUUUAUCCUAUGGGUGUAUGUUUAAUAUCUUCAGAUGAAUCAUCUGAAACAUUCAAAACUUUUUUUCGUGGUAUUCAAGUUUGGGCAUCGACUAUCAAUAAUCAAGCAUAUACCGUAUCACAUGUUAUGGGGGAUGGUGCAGCAGGUAUUACGGGUGCCAUGUGUGAAUUACCAUUAGCGCGUCGUUUAAUGUGCUGGGCACAUGUCAUCCGUAAAGUUCGUGGACAUGGAACGUUAAUUAAAAAUAAAGACAAAUUUUUAUUAGUUGAACAAGAUAUUAUGCAAUUACAACUAUCAUUUAGCGAUCAAAUAUUUGUCACAGCAGCCAAUCUCAUGAUUAAUAAAUGGAAAUUAGAUAAAGAAUUAGAAAAAUUCACGGACUAUUUUGAACAACAAUGGUUGACAGUAUUAAGUUUUUGGUAUGAAGGUGCCUGUAUUUUAACGCCAUCAACAAAUAAUGGUUUAGAAAGUUUAAAUGGUCGAAUAAAACAACAUUAUACAAUGCGGCACAAAUUACCACUAUCUGCAUUUUUACAAACGGCUGAACGAAUGGUCAAAGAUUGGUCUAUUCAAAAUGAACAAACACCAUUUGGAACUCAUAUUACGUACAAAGAUGAUCUUGAUUUAGAAGCAGUCGAAUGGGUGAAAAAAGUUGAUAAGACACAAAUAUUACAAUUGACCACAUUUAACUUUGUGGUACCAUCAAAAGAUCAAAAAAUAAACACAUCAACAUGGGUUAAUCUAUUACAUUCAAUGGCAUGGGAUUCAUAUGAUCAUUUUAAAGAUUGGCUUCAUUCAGCACGUUUAUUAGAUUUUUCUCGUUUUUUACCACCAAUAUUUUGUACGUGUCGAUAUGGUCUCAAAGAAUUUGCCUGUGUUCAUGCAGUUGGUAUGAUGAUGUUAUGGGGUACUCGACAAAUGCCGCAAGAAAUUGGAAAACGUCGAGGAAAAGGUCGUCCGAAAAAAGUAAAAUAUGCAUUAUCAAAAGACUGA
Molecule: messenger RNA, 1409 nt
Organism: Didymodactylos carnosus
Lineage: Eukaryota; Metazoa; Rotifera; Eurotatoria; Philodinida; Philodinidae
Source: the annotation of a GenBank genome assembly